AUGCGUCUCAAGAGGGGUUUUGGUGACGUAUAUUUGGGUGAAUAUCAUAAUUCCAACGUCUGCGUGAAGGUGCUUAAAGAAGUCCCUGUUAUCAGCACAGACUGGCUUGGGAAGUUUAUUCGGCGGCUCAGACGAGAAGUCAAGGUUUGGCACAACUUGCAGCACGGAAAUAUCGUAGCAUUUCUUGGCUGGACGCUACAGCGCGUUGUUGACGAUAAAUUACGUGUGAGCCUGAUAUCGGAGUGGGCUGAAGGUGGGAACGUGAAGGAUUUCUUGCGCCGUAAUCCACUUGGGGACCGCCCUCAUCUCAUCACAUGUCAAGGAUUGGUUUAUGCGGAGAAUAUACUCGUCCUGGGAGCGGAUUGUGAUGCACAAUUAUGUGAUUUCGGGCUUUCCUCCAUCCUCGACGAUUUUACAACGCACGCCGAAUCAUCGAGCGUGAUGAGCACUCCUAGGUACGCUUCCCCAGAACUGGUGGAGGCCAUCAUCACCGGGCGAAAUGAAGCCAGCGAUAUUUGGGCUUUUGGGUGUACAGCUGCAGAGCUUCCUUCGGCCAUCUCCAAGGGCCCUCCUUAUGAAUGGAGCAAUGUCGGUUCCGUUGAAAGGUGCCUUUCGGCGUGUUUCGAACCUCGCCCUGAGCUACGACCCAGCGCUGCUGAGCUCAACCAUCUGCUUGAGCGGGUGCAGCGAGGGGAAACACUGACCAGCUUACCAAUUGGGGAGCUGAGGAUUAGCGGGUCGAUGAGUACUACCGGUGGAAGGGUAGCGUUCCAAUCCCCUUUCAUUACGCGUCAGAACAGAGCGGCGUGGCCUCCAGAAACUUUGGAAUCCUCACUGCCAGGUGCAUCUAAGGAGAGAGAACAGAAGGAAGAGCCAAUGGGUGGCACAAAUAUUGGUAUCGGACCAUAUCCAACGACAGAUGACAUACAGCGACCCGCAUCACCCACCCAAUUGUCGAUCCUUGCAUACAUCGGUGUCUCCCACGCCAGCACGCCGGACCCAUCCACUACUGCCAACCCCACUAUCAGCACCAUCAGUCCCAGCGGGUCAGCCCCGCGUUCACUCGCAGAGCAGCCGCCUUUUAUACGCUAUUUUCACAACGAUCCUGACUUCGUUGGUAUUGCAACCGAAAUGUCCGUUGCCGGUCAGAUAGGCAACUUUGUGAAUUAUCUGGCUAGAAACGGAGUUCGAGAGGAAAGGCAGGGACGAAAACGGAAAAGGUCACCUCUGUUGGAUGCUGGAGGCCCAGUGUUAUCACGGAAAAGAAGAUGACGAUUAUUGUGCUUUGGUCUUUACCUGGACAUAAAGGGGGAGUAGAUUCAGAUUGGCCAAACCCUCGUUGUCUCUGUACACUUAAAUCAGAAGCCCCACGCGUAGGAAUAACCUAAUACGCCCAGAAUCAAACAAUCAACUAAAUAAACGGUGAAGGAUGAGAAGCACGAACCCGGUAAGGCCGGCAUUUGGCCUGCCUUGUUGCACCAUCUGGGUAUUUUUGCCAACAAUAUUAUUCAUGUUCAUGCGAGGGGCAGGCUUCCCAGGCAUGGUGAGAUCCGAGGGAAUGGCUUGUAUCUGAGUGGCCUAGGGGGAAUUGGUUCGGG
Molecule: messenger RNA, 1598 nt
Organism: Cantharellus anzutake
Lineage: Eukaryota; Fungi; Basidiomycota; Agaricomycetes; Cantharellales; Hydnaceae
Product: kinase-like domain-containing protein
Exons: 8
Coding region: 1-1272 (423 amino acids)
Biological process (GO): protein phosphorylation
Molecular function (GO): ATP binding; protein kinase activity
Source: RefSeq, a predicted model, not a curated record